Molecule: messenger RNA, 3639 nt
Organism: Papaver somniferum (opium poppy)
Lineage: Eukaryota; Viridiplantae; Streptophyta; Magnoliopsida; Ranunculales; Papaveraceae
Product: protein MEI2-like 2
Exons: 13
Coding region: 555-3086 (843 amino acids)
Molecular function (GO): RNA binding
Source: RefSeq, a predicted model, not a curated record
GCCAAAUAAGAUUGAAAUAGAGCAGAAUCUUCCUCAAAAGUGGAGCUUAAUGUGUUUUUCUAUAAACUGCUUUGAGUUUGUCUGUACAGUACAGAGAGAGUGUCUGCACACACACACAAUCAUUUUCUUGCUCUUUUAACUUAACUCUCUCUCAUCCAAUCAGAAAAUUCUCUCUAUUUCCGGCGACAGAAAAGGAAGUAGAGGAGUAGAAGAAACCAAAAUCUAUCUUAUUACGUAACUCAUUCUCCCUCUUUUAUUUUAGUAGUUUUAGGAAUCUUUUCAUAGAUCCUUUCUUCUCCUUCUUCUUCUUCUCCUUCAUUCUCUUCACCUACCACCUGUAAACAAGGACUUCAUUCAACUGUUUUUAUUUAUUAGGGCUUUUCUCUCUAUUCACUUUCUUUUUUAGGUUUUUCCCCUCUUUUUUUUUUUUGAUCUUCUUCUUCAGUACUGUUGCUGAAACUAUUUGUGAGGAUAUUCUAAGAUAGCCACAGAUUUGAGAACUUCAUGAUCCUUGGUUCUUUUUCGUUCGCUUCCCAGUAGCUAAAACUGAUACCAUGGAGCAGUUUUCAAAUGGUUCAUUCUCAAGUCGCUUUGAAGGUACAGGCAAGAUUCCGUUUACAAAUACUCGUAAGCAAGAGGGAAAUGGUGCAUGGAGGAUUCCAUUGGUGUCAGAUGCAUAUCAUGCAUCCAGUGACGCAAGCCUGUUUUCGAGCUCAUUGCCUGUUCUUCCCCAUGAGAAGUUGAACUUUGGGGUUUCGGCAUAUGAUGGUCAAUCUGUUGACGAUGCAUCACCUAGUUUAGAUAAACUCCAUCGAGAUGUAGAGGCUAAUGAUCCGCAUGAUGAUCUGGCUCUGCAUGCGAUUGGUAGUUUGCUUCCUGAUGACGAGGAUGAUCUUUUAGCUGGUAUAAUGGAUGAUUUUGACCUAACUGGUUUGCCUAAUCAAUUGGAGGAGCUGGAUGAGUCCGACUUUUUCGGUAGUGGAGGGGGUAUGGAAUUGGACUUUGAUCCUACAGAUGGCUUGAGCAUGGGUAUGUCAAAUGUAAACAUAGGUGACGGCACUGGUGGAAAUGGGGCCACCCAAUAUGGGUUUGCAAAUGGUGUGGGAGCAGUUGCUGGGGAACAUCCAUUUGGGGAGCAUCCAUCUAGAACAUUAUUUGUGCGUAACAUUAAUAGUAAUGUUGAGGACUCGGAGCUGCGAACUCUCUUUGAGCAAUAUGGUGACAUUAGGACUCUUUACACUGCUUGCAAACAUAGGGGCUUUGUGAUGAUAUCUUACUACGACAUCAGGGCUGCUCGAACAGCUAUGCGAGCAUUACAGAAUAAACCCCUAAGGCGAAGAAAACUCGACAUUCACUUUUCAAUUCCGAAGGAUAACCCUUCGGAUAAGGAUAUGAAUCAAGGAACUCUUGUAGUCUUUAACCUGGAUCCCUCUGUUUCAAAUGAUGACCUCCGACAAAUAUUUGGGGCGUAUGGGGAAGUCAAAGAGAUCAGGGAGACGCCGCAUAAGAGGCACCAUAAAUUCAUUGAGUUUUAUGAUGUAAGAGCCGCAGAAGCAGCUCUUAGGUCAUUAAAUAGGAGCGACAUUGCCGGAAAACGCAUUAAACUUGAACCUAGCCGUCCUGGUGGAGCUCGUAGAAACUUGCUGCAGCAACUGACUCAAGAGCUGGAACAAGAUGAAACCAGAAGUUUUCGAGUGGGUUCGCCUGUAGCUAGUUCUCCUCCGGGGAGUUGGGCACAAAUUAGUAGCCCUGUGGAUCACAGUCCCUUACAAUCUCUAAGUCAGUCUCCUGGUUUGGGGAAUAUGAGUCCUAUAAAUGGCCAUUUGUCUGGAUUAGCUUCACUUCUGCCUCACCAUGUAUCGAACUCUGUGAAGAUUGCACCCAUCGGCAAGGAUCAUGGAAGGGGUAAUAGCAUAUUUUCCAACACAAGUUCACCGCAUGCUGCUAGUUAUCAUCAUUCUCAUUCAUUCCCUGAUCAAAAUUUGAGUGCGAGUCCAAGAACAGUUUCUUCUGUCGGUCCAUCUACUUCAAAUACUUCAGGCGUUGGGACUUUAUCCGGACCUCAAUUUCUUUGGGGAAGUCCAACUCCCUACUCAGAACAAGCCCCUAAAUCCUCUGCGUGGCAGGCUCAACCUUCUGGCCGUCCAUAUACAUCCAGUGUACAGGGACAGGGAUUUCCUUACUCCAACCGGCAUACAUCUUUGCUUGGUUCGUCGCAGCACCACCACCAUGUUGGAUCUGCCCCGACUGGUGUUCCUUUUGAGAGGCGCUUAGGGUUUCUUCCGGAGUCACCAGAUACAUCCUUCAUGAACCAAAUAUCUUAUGGGGGCAUGGGAUUAAGCCACAAUGAAGGGCACUUCAUGAUGAAUGUUGGUGCUCUAUCUAGAAAUAUGUCUGAAAAUGGCUCGCCAAAUAUGAGAAUGAUGUCCUCCCCGAGGCCAAGUCCUAUGUUCCUUGGUGUAAAUCCUUAUCCUGGGUUGGGAGCCAGCAGCUUCGAGGGCCUGGCAGAUCGUGGACGUAGUCGAAGAGUUGAAAGCAGUGGCACUCAGAUCGACAGCAAGAGACUAUACCAGCUUGACCUGGAUAAGAUUAUUAGCGGGGAGGAUAAACGUACUACACUAAUGAUAAAAAAUAUACCAAAUAAGUACACUUCGAAGAUGCUGCUUUCUGCCAUUGAUGAAUAUCACAAGGGUACUUACGAUUUUCUGUACUUGCCAAUCGACUUUAAGAACAAAUGCAACGUGGGUUAUGCGUUCAUUAACAUGGGUUCUCCGUCACACAUUAUUCCUUUCUAUCAGGCAUUCAAUGGGAAGAAAUGGGAGAAGUUCAAUAGUGAAAAAGUUGCUUCUUUGGCAUAUGCUCGAAUUCAGGGAAAGGCAGCCCUAGUUACCCACUUCCAGAACUCUAGUUUGAUGAAUGAAGAUAAGCGAUGUCGUCCAAUUCUCUUUCACUCCGAGGGUACCGGAAGUGGUGAUCAAAUCAUCCCAGAAGGGUUCCCUUCCAACAAUUUGAAUAUAUGUGUGCGCCAACCAGAUGGCUCAUACUCUGGAGAUUCUCUGGAUAGCCCUACUUUGGGUGAGAACUAGAAGAGUUAACCGUUUGUCAAAACAUCGUCGUCAAAACAUGACGAAGUUCUGAUACAAGUAACUUAUUUAUUGCUAAUUGUUUCGUAAAUACAACUGUGCAAAUUGGGUAGGGAGAAUCCAAAAAGAGAAAGAAGAAAAAAGAAGUGUGGGAAGUCUGUAUUAUAAGUUGUCCUGUCCUCAGCAAGCGAAAAGGAGGAUUUUUUGUUUUUUGUUUAUGUGCAGAAAUGGGAACUUGGAAAUAGAGAAGAAAGGGAAGCAAAUAUGUCAUUGCUGAUGCUGUGUAAGUACAGUUGUCAUCAGUGUGAUUUCUGUCUCAAGUUAUCCUUUUUGGUUUUUGGUAAAAGGAGGGGUUGAACCGGUUACUGCAAAUACGAAUACAUGUUUAUAUAUGGGGAUGAUACAUUUGUAUGUAUGGGUAGUCUAAAAUCUUACAGGAUGAUUCAAAAGUUGGCUUACCAAAAAAAUGUAUAGAGUGAACAUAACUGACGAUGCUUUUGUAAUUUCAUCCUUUUUCAUGAACGAAAGAGUAUAUACGACUAUCUUUUUUGUUUUA